Messenger RNA from Myxocyprinus asiaticus (Chinese sucker), 711 nucleotides. RefSeq names its product pancreatic secretory granule membrane major glycoprotein GP2-like. The coding region runs from base 175 to 711 and encodes 178 amino acids. The record is from RefSeq and is a predicted model, not a curated record. The transcript has 6 exons. Lineage: Eukaryota; Metazoa; Chordata; Actinopteri; Cypriniformes; Catostomidae.
GACAGAGCACUGUUGACUACCAUCUCUGUUGUGCUGUAUGUUACGAGCAUUCAUUUCACCUCUACAGUCACACCAGUGUCAGUCACAAGUGGCAAUCUCUCUUCUGACCCCUGCUACAACUACACUGUGCUGGACAAUCCUUGGAGAUCCACCAACAAUACAAAUAACACCCUCAUGUGUGACAGGAAUGUCAACUGGGUCGGCUGGUAUCGUCUCUUCAUUCAGGGCUGGAGCGCUCAGAUGCCUGAAACAUGUGUUGUAAACAACAUAUGUGGCACUAAUUACCCACUGUGGCUAAGAGGUGGACACCCAAUAGUUGGUGAUGGAGUAGUCUCCCGAAAUGUCUGCAGUAAUAACUUUAAUGACUGCUGCUAUGUCAAGUCCUAUCCCAUCAGAGUCAAAGCUUGCCCAGGCAAUUAUUAUGUCUAUGAGUUUGUUAAACCAACUACCUGCCACUUAGCGUACUGUGCAGAAGUCAGAAGCAAGUAUUCCAGCUAUACAGUGAUCAAGCCAGUGAACGUCACAACUGAUGAUCUCUCUUUUGACCCCUGCAACAACUACACUGUGCUGGAUGAUCCUUGGAGAUUCACCAGCAAUUCAAUUAACAACUACAUGUGUGACAAGAAUGUUAACUGGGUCGGCUGGUAUCGUCUCUUCAUUCAGGGCCAGGAUGCUCAGAUGCCAGAUACAUGGGGGGCACCCGAAAGUUGA